Messenger RNA from Galeopterus variegatus (Sunda flying lemur), 3014 nucleotides. It is a transcript of the gene HPCAL4, whose product is annotated as hippocalcin like 4. The coding region runs from base 16 to 675 and encodes 219 amino acids. The transcript is spliced from 3 exons. The record is from RefSeq and is a predicted model, not a curated record. Lineage: Eukaryota; Metazoa; Chordata; Mammalia; Dermoptera; Cynocephalidae. Gene Ontology annotation, molecular function: calcium ion binding.
GGCGGGUCCUGUCCUAUGGAGAACGUGGGGACCGCUGCCGAGGCGAAGGCAGUGCUCUGGGCCAAGUCGGAGGGAGCCCUCUGUCCCCCAGGCCCCGCCAUGGGGAAGACCAACAGCAAGCUGGCCCCCGAGGUGCUGGAGGACCUGGUUCAGAACACGGAGUUCAGCGAGCAGGAGCUGAAGCAGUGGUACAAGGGCUUCCUGAAGGACUGCCCCAGCGGCAUCCUCAACCUGGAGGAGUUCCAGCAGCUCUACAUCAAGGGGACACACUACGGCGACGCCUCCAAGUUCGCGCAGCACGCUUUCCGCACCUUCGACAAGAAUGGCGACGGCACCAUCGACUUCCGGGAGUUCAUCUGCGCCCUGUCGGUCACCUCCCGCGGCAGCUUCGAGCAGAAACUCAACUGGGCCUUUGAGAUGUACGACCUGGACGGAGACGGGCGCAUCACGCGUCUGGAGAUGCUGGAGAUCAUCGAGGCUAUCUACAAGAUGGUGGGCACCGUGAUCAUGAUGCGCAUGAACCAGGAUGGGCUCACGCCCCAGCAGCGUGUGGACAAGAUCUUCAAGAAGAUGGACCAGGAUAAGGAUGACCAGAUUACACUGGAGGAGUUCAAGGAGGCGGCCAAGAGUGACCCAUCCAUUGUGUUGUUGCUGCAGUGUGACAUGCAGAAGUAGAGGCUGGUGAGGGGCAGGGCCCCUGGGCAGGAGGGGCAGGGACCCCUCCCAACCUAAUGACCUCUCUGGCUGGCCCUUCCCCAGGGGGAGGGACACUCCAGCCUCAUUCUCUGGCCCACCCACUCCUCUGCCCAUGCCUUUCCUCCGCUCAUUCAAGAUCCUCGAGGGACCACCUCACCCUGCAAAAGAGACAGGUCCUCUGGUGUCCUGUUGUCUAGCCCCACCCCCAGCCUUGGCCCAGAACCAACAUCCAUUGGGCAUAGGAGAGUUGGCUUUUGUCCCAAGAGGCAGGGUUAAGGAGGGGGGGCCUGGGUCCUACAUUGAAAUUCUGUUGCUCCUGGGAUUAUGCUUUAUAGAAUAUGGUCCCACAGGCCCUAGUUAAAGGGCCAAAUUGGGUCUGUCCUAUCUGAGGGCCCCGAUUCCUUAAAGGCGAUCUCUGCCCUACCCCCUCGAUUCUACCUGGCCCCUCUGGCCUCUGCCUUUGGAGCAUUCAUUCAGUCCUUUCCUCAGCCAGUGUUUAUUGAGCACUUGUUCGAUGCCGGCACCUCUAGGUGCUAAGGAUAUAGUAGUUUACAAGAUAUAUUCCGUGUCCUCUGGAAGCUCACAGUGGUCAAGGUCCUAGACAGGGAUGUUCAGCACAGCUGAGCAGAGGUGCAGUGAGGCUGCUUAGCUUAAGAGGAGCUAUUACACCUUCCAGCUCAGCUCCACACAAAGCUGCAGGAGGAUGAAAUGAAAAGCAUUUCCUAAGAGACAUGUGAAUGAAAGUUUCAAGAAAAAUGGAAAUUUAUUCUAAUACUUAUUUUUCUAGUACCCUUUAAAAGAGCUAAAGUCAUUUUAUUAGCUUAGGAUAUUAAAAUGUACUCUAUAUUACUUGGUUUCUUAUAAAGUGAUCAAAUGAAUGUAGAAAAUGCUAAUUAUCAGGGGCCGGGGGAAAGCUGAGGAAAAAAGGGGAAAAUGCCACCAAACUUACCAGAUAACACUUUUUCUUAACAGGCUAAGUCCCAAGUCAUCACCAUGAGUAGUUUUUGCAGCUUCUGCUGUUUCCUUUUUAUUACCUUUUUCAAUUCAACAAGCAACUCUCUAUUCCACACUUACUCUGGUUGGGUGCUGACUUCAGAGACAGAAAAAACAAGGUUUGCCGAGAAUGAGACAAGUGUAUAUCCUACAUCUUGAUAGUUCGUUUCUGGAUUUGGUUUAGUUUCAGUGAUGGGCUUGUUCUUUCACUGCUACAGAAGCAGAAGGAGCUAAAAGAAAAGGACCACCUGGCCACUGUUUAGGCUCCCAGGCUGGAUUUAUGGACCAAAUGCCUAAAAUAUGCUGGGCAUGCUCCAUUUGAAAGGCUUUUCUAAAUCCUAGAUCUGCCAGGUAAUUCAUCAUCUUACAAGUGCACUCUCUGCUUUCCAAUGCCUGCUCUCCAAUUUUGGAUCCAUGAGCUAUUCAGCUGCAUGCUUUGACUGCCAGAAAAUUUCAUCUGCUUCUUCAUCGAGUCUUUCACUUUACUUUCUCCUGUAUUUAUGAUCAGAAAUGAGCUUUGAUGUGCAGUGACUGUUGAUUUCCUCUUGAAUUGCUGGUGAAAACAGUCUAGUACACAGGCGUGUCAGCCCGGGGUGAGAGUAGGGAAUGAUUGCUGAGCUAGGGCCUGGGGUAGCUGGGAUUGCAUCUGUAGGAAAGAGAUGCACCAUGCCCCUCGCUUCUGAGUGCUCACCUAUCCUGCCUCUCUGCAGGUGGAAACCCUUGGGGAUGUUGACCUUUGGUCCUAAGCUCUAUUCAACCUUCCUUCUUGUGGCCCUUGGAAGUGGUAAGGCCACUGGGUUGCCACCCUCUUUCUAUCCUGUGACAGUCACAUGGUGAGGCUGGGGAAUGGACAUCCUCAGUCAGUAACUAGCAGGUAUUUAUCCAAGGGAUGUCCAUUGCUCUCAGGAGCUGGCUAUUAGGUGUGUCUUGUGCUGUCAGUCAGCACCACAGACACAUGGAUACUCAACAGCCUGACUCACCUGUGACCUGAUUCUUCUGGUGGAGGUUUUUUUACCAAGCGGGGUUCCUUCCCCUGCAAAUGUCAAAUCCAACCUCAUUCACAAUCACACAGAAGUUCAUGGCUUUGAAAGGCUCGUAGGGAUUUUCAUUCUCUUUCUCCAGACUUGAAAGCUGGUUCAGAGAGGGGGAGUCCCUUGUGCAAGAGCACACAGUCAAGAGGUGACACAGUGCCAAGACUUGAACCUAAGGUUCUAAGAGGAUUUCUUCCCUUCAGAGUCUCUUCUCUGCUCGUUUCUGUGACUGAGUUGUGCAGAGGUUGAGUGUGGCACAAGCCAAAUUGGUUUUCGUCUUUUUUUUUUUUUUUU